Eimeria mitis is the source of this 1296-nucleotide messenger RNA. RefSeq lists its product as uncharacterized. Lineage: Eukaryota; Apicomplexa; Conoidasida; Eucoccidiorida; Eimeriidae. Bases 1 to 1296 code for a protein of 431 amino acids. The transcript has a single exon. The record is from RefSeq and is a predicted model, not a curated record.
AUGGAGGAAGACACACGACCUAUUCAGGAGGCGCUAGCAACACUGAUGGGUUGGCGUAUAGAUAACGACGAUGCAUCAGCAGCAGGGCAGCAGCAGCAGCAGCAGCAGCAGCAGCAGCAGCUGCAGCAGCAGCUGCAGCAGCAAUUACAGCAGCAACUGCAGCAGCAACUGCAGCAGCAACAGCUACAACUGCAGCAGCAGCAACAGCUGCAGCAGCAGCAGCAGCUAGCUACUGUUAAAGACGCCCUCUUAUCCAUCAGGGAGCGGCUGCUGCUUUCACAGGCGAGACAGCAGCAGCAGCAGCAGCAGCAGCAGCAGCAACAGCAACAAAAACAGCAGCAGCAGCUGCUGCAGCAGCAAAAACAGCAGCCGCUGCAGCAGCAGCAACAACAAAAACAGCAGCAGCUGCUGCUGCAGCAGCUCACAGCGCGAGGCGGGACUGAGGAGCACAAACACAGCAACCGACAGCAGCAGCAGCAGCAGCAGCAGCAGCAGCAACAGCAGCAGCAGCAGCAGCAGCAACAACAGCAGCAGCAGCGUCACCUCGAUCAGCAUCAGCAUCGUCAGGAGCAUCAGCAUCAUUACCAUCAGCAGCAGCAGCAACAACAGCAGCAGCAGCAGCAGCAACCGCAGCAACAGCAGCAGCAGCAGCAGCAGCAGCAGCAGCUGUUGCUGCUGCAGCAGAAACUACAGGAGAAAACAAACCCCUUUCAGGCUGUUGCUAUCAACGCGCAGGAGCUGCAUAAGAUACAGCAGCAGCAGCAGCUGGUUCUGUCUUUGCUUCAUCGUCGGUUGCAGCUAGAGCAGCAGCAGCAGCAGCAGCAGCAGCAGCAGCAGCAGCAACAGCAGCAGCAGCAGCAGCAGCAGCAGGUGCUGAUGCAGAGCAGCAGCCUUACUAAUGCUGGAUUCCUCACACCCAAUAGCAGUAACAGAGGACGCAGCAGCAGCAGCAGCAGCAGCAGCAGCAACAGCAGCAGCUACAGCAGGAGCAGCAACAGCAGCAACAGCAGCAGCAGCAGCAACAGCAGCAGCAACGCGCUAAUAAACCGAAACGAAUUGAAUAACAUAGCAGCAGCAGCAGCACGUCAUGCUAGCAGCAGCAGCAGCAGCAGCAGCAGCAGCAGCGGCUCCACAGCAGCAGCAGCAACACCAGCAGCAGCAGCAGCAGCAGCAGCAGCAGCAGCAGGAAUACAAGACAACGGAGAAUACUCUACGCUGCAGCUGCUGAAAGCAGCAAAACAAAAACCAAAAGUUGAGGGGGUUUGCUUCGAUAGAUUCUUUAGAAGAUGGGUAUGA